AUGUCGGCUGCCCCCGCCGUCGAGAGCGGCCCGUCCCCGCUCCCUCCAGCGACCGCGCCCACAGCGCCCACAGCUGCCCAUACUCCCCAUGCAAGUGCGCCGUCGUCCGCGGGCCCUACACUGCCACCUACAGACACGGUACAUACGUCACAGCACCAUGUAGACCCCCCACAGGACCACGGCGACCUCCAGCCCGUCACCCACCUCGAGCCCGACUCCGGCAGCGACACCGACAGCGCCUUCGACGCCAACUCGUCCGCCAGCACCUCGCUCGCCUCCUCCAUCCUCAACUACGAGUACUCCAACGGCCGCCGCUACCACGGCUACCGCUCCGGCGCCUACGUGCUGCCCAACGACGAGCAGGAGCAAGACCGUCUCGACCUGCUGCACCACAUCUUCACCCUCAUCCUUGGCGGCAAACUCUACGAUGUGCCCAUCUCGCCGCCGCCGAAAAGGGUGCUGGAUAUAGGCACCGGGACAGGCAUAUGGGCGAUUGACUUUGCAGAUGAGAACCCCGGGUGCGAAGUCCUCGGCACAGACCUCUCGCCCAUUCAACCAACGUGGGUCCCCCCAAAUGCAAAGUUCUACAUCGACGAUGCCGAGUCAGAAUGGGUGUACAGUCCAGACGAGCACUUCGACUUCAUACACGUGCGCACACUGUCCGGGGCGAUUGGCGACUGGGACAAGCUGACGCAGCAGUGCUAUGCGCAUCUGCAGCCCGGCGGGUGGCUGGAGUUCCAGGAGCCUGUUGCGCUGUGCGAGAGCGACGAUGGGACGAUCGAGAAUGCUACGGCCAUGCAGAGGUGGCAGGAUCUGUGCCACGACGCGGCCAAGGUGUUUGCAAAGGAUAUCCGGGUGGGCCAGACGCUAAAGCAGCGGAUGCUUGACGCGGGCUUUGUGGAUGUCGCUGAGAAGAUCGUGAAGGUCCCCAUCGGUCCGUGGCCUAAGGAUCCACGGAUGAAAGAGAUUGGCCGCUAUCAGCGCGAGCACAUGGCCAUGGGCAUCGAGCCCUAUACCUUUGGUUUCAUUGGCAAGAUCCUUGGCUGGUCAGAAGAAGAAUGUCGUGUCUUGAUUGCGCAGGUCACGAACGAUGUGAGGCGGAAAGACGUGCACAUGUAUAUCAGGUUCUACUUUGUCCACGGCAGGAAAGCUCCAAGCGCGCAGUACUAG
Molecule: messenger RNA, 1170 nt
Organism: Macroventuria anomochaeta
Lineage: Eukaryota; Fungi; Ascomycota; Dothideomycetes; Pleosporales; Didymellaceae
Product: S-adenosyl-L-methionine-dependent methyltransferase
Exons: 2
Coding region: 1-1170 (389 amino acids)
Molecular function (GO): methyltransferase activity
Source: RefSeq, a predicted model, not a curated record